This is a messenger RNA of Amoebophrya sp. A120, 795 nucleotides long. NCBI's taxonomy places the organism in Eukaryota, Dinophyceae, Syndiniales, Amoebophryaceae. The record is from the annotation of a GenBank genome assembly.
AGGUUUCCAUACGAUUAGCAUAUCCACGACUCUUGUCAACGACACACGUGGUGAUGUGCCAAAGCUAGAUCAUCCCCUUCAACACGAAAGCAUAUUUCGAACGGGAGAUAAGAUUUAGAAAGUUAAUAAAGUGCAACUUCUAGUACCUGUACCCCUUCGAUAAUUUAUCAAUUUGAUCUUUGUCCACGUCGUUUUUCGUUCACCCACAAAAGCACAAUGUCGGAGCCGCAGGGGACAACAAUGCCUUGCGCCGUGUCGCAACAGUCGAAGGCGGAGUGGGCAGAUCACCGGGCACUGCGCUUUCCCCGCAAGCAAGGAGCGACGGCGCUUUUCCCCCUUGCCCUUGUUCUCCUUCUCAACAACGCUGGUCAUGAUGCUGCGUCCGGUUUACAACUCUCUCAAAAACUCCACCAGCAAAGCGUGUCGCGAACACCCGCUCGGAGCAGGAAGGAUGAUGACACGACGCAAGCAGCAGGUCGCGAACUCAGACGCUCGCUUACCUCCACGAAGAUUAGGAAAAACCAGGAACGAGAGAGGAGUCUGAAAAGCAGCUCCGUUACAAAAUCUCCGAUCAUGCAACAGGCGAGGGAACCAAUGGGCGAAACUUCUGGAGUGGCAACAUCAGCCACUAGUGUGCUUCAGAUGCAAGAGAAAUUCAAUCCUUGUGACCAAGGGUCGAAGGACAAGGACGACAGUGUGGUUGAUUCCCCGAAUCACAAGCCGGAAGGCGAACCAGCUGACGGGGAACCGGCGGGCAGCCAGUCACCGGCCGACGGCGAUGGGCCACCGGCUGAA